AAUCCACUGAGCCACCCAGGCGCCCCUAUUUUACCCUUUUCCCCCAACACCAGGAAUCAUUUCAAAACUGAAAUAAUCAUUUAAAGCCAUUUUAAACCUCAGAUAGGUAUAUACAGAUGUAUUUUGAACAAGAAAUAGAUAUUGCUAAGUAAGUGUGAGAUUAGAGAUAGCAUUAUAUGUUAGAAAAAAAUAUUGACUUUUGAGUAGUAUGAGUUUGGUUCCUCCCACCAUCACUUGCUAAUUUUAUAACUUUGAGCUAGUUACCUAUCUGAGCCUCCAUUUCAUCAUCGGUAAAAGUAGAGGUCCUGUUUAUCUUUCGUGAAGACUUAAUAUUUAGUGGAUAGCAUGGUGUUUUGUAUUCUAUAAAGAAUUAAUAAUAUCAUCGUUAUUAUGGUUAUAAUUAUAUUAAUGCCUAGGAAAACAACUAUGUUAACCUCUGGGGAAAGGUAUGUCUAAAUGAAUAAAAGCUAGCCUGGUUAGCUUUUAUAGUCUGAGAAAUACAUUUGAGGACACUUAAGCUUAGCUAAUGGUAUGUAACUCAGUACAGUUCUGCUUUAAUCAAUAAGUAAUUCGUCAUUAGUCAUUUAAGCCAUAGUCCAACUAAAAUAUUAACAUCUAUGUUUAUAAAUUACGAAAUCUCCAAGCAACUUAUGUUUAACUGUCUUCUAAUUAAUUCAGCCACCUAUUCUGAUACUAAGUAUUUGAGUGCCGGCUCUGCCAGGCACUGUGCUGGUGGUGGGGGACAGCGGCAGAAUGCACAGCACAUCCGUUCUUCUGCGGUUGACAUUUCGUGUGGGAAACGACGGGAGUCACAUGACCACCGUGUGAUCACAACUGGGAAAAGGGGCUCUGAGGGCAAGUAACAGGGGGCUGAAUCUGGUAGUUUCAGGUAGUUUCAGGGAGGAAUGGCUUCCUUGAGAAACCGAGACUGAGAGCUGAGGAGUAGGUAGGAGUUGGCCUGGUGAUGCUGGAGGAGGGGCAGCAUGUUCAGAGGAUGAAGAAGGUUGGUGGCAACAAAGGGAGGGCCGGGUUGACUGCAACAUGGAGUGAAUGAGAGGAGCAGGGGUGGGGGAUAAAGAAGAGAGAAAGAAACCAAAUCUAGUGAGGUCUUGUAGUGCCCCGUAGGGAUUCUGAAGUUUAUCCUAAGAGGAAGCCAUUGAAGGAUUCUACGUCCGGGAAUGAUGGGCUCAAACUCAUACCUAUAAUUCCAAGCUCUGUCCACUUUGUGGAAAUGGAUGAGAGGAAAAGGAGGGUGUGCAGGGGCUGCCUUCGGGAAGUUUCUCGCUUUAUCUCAGUGAGGUGACAGCUGCCUUUCUAGCUGAUGGCGGUAGAGGUGGAAGGAAGUGAACCGAUUGGAGAGUUUUCUAGGAGGAAGGUGGGCAGGACUUUCUGAGUCAUGGCCCAUAGAGGAUGUGGUAGAAGGGCAGGGGACAGGGAUGACCGUGAGGUUUCUGGUGUGAGCUGCUGGGUAGACAGAGAAGCUCAGAGAAGAGCAACAUUAAGAGGAAAGAGAAAACUUCAGCAUAGGACGGAUGAGAAGCAUCUCAGUGGAGCCCAGCAAUAACCACAGGCACGCCGUCCAGAACCCAGAGGAGGAACCUGUACUUGGAAGAUGAAUGGGGAAAUUGCCUCCGUGAUGGAAUGGGGGGACGAUAUUAAAGCCGUUUCACAAGAUGAAGCAGUGAUGUUGGUGAAUCAUCAGGCAACAGGGGAUGUUUGCACUCUGAUGAUGUGCCUCCAGGACAAAGGCCUGGUUGUUGCUCAAAUGAUGUGGUUGAUGGAUCAUAUUUUUAAGUACACAAACUUUGGAAUUGUUUCUCUAAUUCACGGAGACUUCUUUAUAAGACAGGGAAAAUCUCAUCGUGACCAGCAGCUGCUGCUUCUCAAAAAGCACCUAGAAAAGAAUUACAGGAGCAGAGACCGAAAAUGGAUUGUUUUGUUUCCAGAAGGGGGCUUCCUCAGGAAGAGGCGAGAAACAAGUCAAGCGUUUGCCAAAAAAAAUAACUUGCCAUUUCUUACACAUGUCACUCUGCCAAGGAUUGGGGCAACAAACAUUAUCUUGAGUGCGCUUGUAGCACGACAGGAAAAUGGAAGUCCAGCAGGAGGAGAUGCUAAAGAAUUAGGUAGCAAAUCGAAAGGCCUCCAAUGGAUAAUAGAUACAACUAUAGCUUAUCCCAAAGCUGAGCCUAUAGAUAUUCAGACCUGGAUCCUCGGGUACAGGAAACCAACCAUCACACAUGUACAUUACAGGAUCUUUCCAAUUAAAGAUGUACCCCUGGAGACGGAUGGCCUUGCUGAUUGGCUCUAUCAACGUUUUAUUGAAAAAGAAGAACUCUUAUCACAUUUUUAUGAAACAGGAGCUUUUCCACCUCCCAAGGGCCAUAAGGAAGCUGUUUCCCGGGAGAUGACCCUCAGCAAUAUGUGGAUAUUUCUCAUACAGUCUUUCGCAUUUUUGUCAGGCUACAUGUGGUAUAACAUCAUCCAGUAUUUUUACCAUUGCCUAUUCUAGGAAUUGACUUGGACUUGUCAAGGUCACCAUAGGAGUUCAGACUUUCAUAAGUGUGCGUUAUUUUACAUGUGCAAAUCACAAUAUAAAAAAAAUAAGCAAAGGAAAUUCAAUGGAUGGAUUAAUAUUUAUCCCCCUUUGGGAUAUUUUAAAACUCUACUAAAAUGAGGAUCAGUAAUAUAAUGACCUGCUAAUAUGUUUUAAGGACCUUUCACGUUUUAAAAAGAUACACUCUACCACACACUUAAGCAAACACCACAUUUGGAGAAGAGGAAAUCAUAAACUCAUUGUAGAAGACCGUCUGAGAGAAACUCCGUUGCCACCAGACAUCCUUGAUGACCUAGUUCCAGCUCAAGAGAGUUGUAUUCGUUCCUCUUAGCUAGUCAUCUCUAUCAGGGCAGAGCUGUAGAGCGCCCUCAUUUCCACCAACUCUGGCUGUGUGUCUAGGAGCCUAGAGGGGAGCUGGGCAGCACCCUCAAGAACUGUUCCCCUGCGGUUCACAGUGACACUCCGGUGUCCGGCACGGCACGCCCGUGGGGGAGAAGCAGUGUCCACUGGACACGUUCCGGUACUAGAAUGUGUUCCUAAAAAGGCUAGCUCAAUCCAACAUCGUGUUUACAUGCGCUAGUGCUUUCCCUUAAAUGAGGGGGGGUCACUUGAUUUUCAUAUAGAGGCAUAUCAUAGACUGAUAAUUGUCUUUUACCAAAUGCACUUUUAUCAGAUGCAUAUAUAGCAAAGGAUUAGUAAUAUAGCCUGAAAACAAAUGUCAGCAUAAUCAGUGAACGGGAUUCUUGAGAGGCUCUCUCUCUCUGCGUGGGUACUGGGGCGCCCCCCGCACGGAGCGCCCACAGGAGCCUUCCGUCAGCUUAGAGGCCGUGUUCUGCCCACUUCGGCUUGUUAGCACCAACUGUAUUUGGGGGGGCUGGAACAGAUUAAUGUGAAACAUUAUGAUCAGUUUAAAAUGAUCAGUUUAAAGUGAGAUAGGGGUUUUAUUAGAAAAAUAAGAGUAAAUAAGAGUUAGAGCCAGACAUAGGCUUAAAAUGGUGAUAAGUUCUCACAUGGUACCCCCAAACCUGUGUUCUGUCAUCACCUCAAGUUGCUGCCCACAUCAGGGUGGUGUAACCAUCAGACAGACCUGCACAAAAGGCUUCCCAAUCUCUUUACAAUCGCUUUAAAGAGGAUAAAGUCAAGUUUCUAUUUCUAGAGAACACUUUUUUCCCCUCCACUAUGAUUUACCUCACAGUUGAACCAGACUCUUCUCAGAAAGUGCUGGGAUGGCCUCUGACCCUCACCCGCACUCCCAGCAUUGAGACAGAGUUGGUGUUUGGUUUGGGAUUGUAGGCUUUGAAGAUCCUAGGAAGUCAGUGGCAGUUUCCUGUGAUAUGAGCGUUGUAGAUGCCCCGUUGUCACUAAUCCUACAAAUGGCAAUUUGGAGAAGUAGGCCAGAAAAGAAAGAUAGAGGCUAAUGUUUUCUAUUUUUAAAUAAACCAAAAAAAAAAA
This is a messenger RNA of Mustela erminea (ermine), 4006 nucleotides long. It is a transcript of the gene LPGAT1, whose product is annotated as lysophosphatidylglycerol acyltransferase 1. Gene Ontology annotation, cellular component: endomembrane system. Gene Ontology annotation, molecular function: acyltransferase activity. The coding region runs from base 1613 to 2509 and encodes 298 amino acids. Lineage: Eukaryota; Metazoa; Chordata; Mammalia; Carnivora; Mustelidae. The record is from RefSeq and is a predicted model, not a curated record. The transcript has 7 exons.